Messenger RNA from Colletes gigas, 962 nucleotides. RefSeq names its product estradiol 17-beta-dehydrogenase 8-like. NCBI's taxonomy places the organism in Eukaryota, Metazoa, Arthropoda, Insecta, Hymenoptera, Colletidae. Bases 116 to 856 code for a protein of 246 amino acids. The record is from RefSeq and is a predicted model, not a curated record. Gene Ontology annotation, molecular function: oxidoreductase activity, acting on the CH-OH group of donors, NAD or NADP as acceptor. The transcript is spliced from 4 exons.
AUUCCUUCAGUACCUACCGAUUAUUUUAUUACGUAACGCUGUAUUUAUUUACACAUCCGAUCUAAUCGCCAGGGUUUUAACCGAGGUUGUUUUCUACUAAUUACAAGAAUUAAAGAUGGUAGCCGACAAAAUAGCGUUUGUAACAGGCGCUGGAAGCGGUAUAGGCAGAGAAGUAUGUCGUAUUUUAGCAAGACAAGGAGCUAAGGUUAUUACUGCAGACCGAAAUUUAACGACUGCUCAAGAAACUAUUGAAUCUUUGAAUGACUCCAAACAUUUGGCACUAGACUUAGAUGUCUCAAAUUCUUCCAGCAUUAAACAAGCAUUUAAAAAUGCAAUAAGUACAUACUCUACACCGCCAUCUAUUAUAGUCAAUUCUGCAGGCGUUACUCGCGAUCAAUUUAUAUUGAAACUUACCGAAGCAGAAUUUGAUCAAGUGCUGGAUGUUAAUUUGAAAGGGACAUUCCUUGUUAUUCAAACUGCAGUAAAAGCAAUGAUUGAAGCAGGUACAAGUAAAGGGGGCUCGAUUGUUAAUGUGAGUUCUAUUAUUGGGAAAAUAGGAAACAUUGGUCAAGCUAAUUAUGCAUCAUCAAAAGCUGGUGUAGAAGCUCUUACAAAAACUGCUUCAUUAGAAUUUGGACAAUUUGGGGUUCGUGUUAAUGCAGUACUACCAGGCUUUAUAGACACUUCCAUGACACAGACUGUGCCUGACAAUGUGAAACAAAUGUUCGUAAAACGAAUACCCCUUGGUCGAAUGGGAAAACCAGAAGAAGUAGCAGAAGUUAUAACAUUUUUAGCAUCUAGCAAAAGUUCCUAUAUCAAUGGUGCAUCUAUUGACGUUACAGGUGGAAUGCAUUGAGGCCAUAUUUUUUUCAUAAAGGCAGAUAUUUUUAUAAUUAUAUAUCUAUACAAACAUAACAAUAAAAACAAUUGUAAAUGAAGUGUCCCAAAUUUUGUUAACUAUU